This is a messenger RNA of Aethalodelphis obliquidens (Pacific white-sided dolphin), 6141 nucleotides long. It is a transcript of the gene ANO4, whose product is annotated as anoctamin 4. Lineage: Eukaryota; Metazoa; Chordata; Mammalia; Artiodactyla; Delphinidae. Gene Ontology annotation, molecular function: intracellularly calcium-gated chloride channel activity; protein dimerization activity. Gene Ontology annotation, cellular component: plasma membrane. Gene Ontology annotation, biological process: chloride transmembrane transport. The record is from RefSeq and is a predicted model, not a curated record. The coding region runs from base 146 to 3562 and encodes 1138 amino acids. The transcript has 29 exons.
CGUUUGCGCCCUUGCUCCCCGCGCCCUGGCAGCGAGACCCGGCCCCGGGUGUCUGCGCGCCGCCGGAACCUCUCCGGGGCGGCCGCGGCGGGCUGACUGGGCGUGCUCGGGAGCUGGGAGGCCGGGCGCCGCGGGAGCCGAGCGCAUGCCUUCGCGGGGCGGGACGCCCGCCGUCCAGGGGCGCCACGCGCAGGCGGCCGCUGUCGCCGACGCCCUGGCCAGCCUGGGCAGGACGCGGGCCAGAAUGGCCUCCCUCACGGCAUACGACAAAGAUAUAAGCAGUGGGAGUUAUAACCUUUCCUCCGCAACGACGGGCAGCUACUACAGUUGUGUCAGCCAGAUCACCAUAGGUUACGACGUUGCUGGGCCUGUUGCAGUUGGGCUCACCCACUGGAAAAAUCCAUAUGCACAAGGCAGACCCACUCUCCCGUCAGAUCUGCCUCUCUUCGUCUCCAAAGAUGCAGGCAUCCCGGUAUAUCACCAAUCCCUCACUCGCAAGACUGAGCUGGCCACGCCUCUGUCUUGCCCAGCUUCACUGUCCAUCACUCCAGUGCCUUCUUACAGCAGCAGCAGCCAGGAAACCCUGAGCCAAGACACAACAGGUUUAAGUUUAUCUAUUCAUGGGGCUGAAAAGCGUUUGCAAAUCCACCAACGGCGAAGUGUGGCAAGCCACCCAGGGUCACGUCGCCUGCCCGUGGUCAGGCAUUCCUCACUCCCACCAGGCAGAAGGUCAAUAAAAAUGGAGGCAAGGUCUUCUGGAAUCACUAAUGGGAAAACCAAAGUCUUCCACGCAGAAGGAGGUGUGGAUUUGCAAAGCUACCAGCUGGAUAUGCAAAUACUACCUGACGGGCCAAAGAGUGAUGUGGACUUUUCAGAGAUUCUUAAUGCAAUACAAGAAAUGGCCAAGGAUGUCAAUAUUCUUUUUGAUGAAUUGGAAGCUGUCAACAGUCCUUGCAAAGAUGACGAUUCUCUCCUUCACCCUGGAAACCUGACCAGUACUUCAGAUGAUGCUAGCAGAUUGGAAGCAGGGGGAGAGACAGUACCAGAAAAAAACAAAUCAAAUGGACUUUACUUCAGAGAUGGAAAGUGUAGAAUUGACUACAUUCUUGUGUACAGAAAAUCCAACCCCCAGAUGGAAAAGAGAGAGAUAUUUGAAAGAAAUAUUAGAGCAGAAGGAUUACAAAUGGAGAAAGAGUCCUCUCUAAUAAAUAGUGACAUUAUCUUUGUGAAGUUGCAUGCCCCAUGGGAAGUGCUCGGAAGAUAUGCAGAACAAAUGAAUGUAAGAAUGCCUUUCAGGAUCGAUAAACAAAUAAGCAGUUUUCGGAGAUGGUUACCUAAGAAGCCAAUGAGGCUGGACAAGGAGACACUGCCAGACCUGGAGGAGAAUGACUGCUACACUGCCCCUUUCAGCCAGCAAAGGAUCCACCACUUCAUCAUACACAACAAAGACACUUUCUUCAACAAUGCCACGAGAAGUAGAAUCGUACAUCAUAUUUUGCAAAGAAUAAAGUAUGAAGAAGGAAAAAACAAAAUUGGUCUGAAUCGUUUGCUUACUAAUGGCUCCUAUGAAGCUGCAUUUCCUCUGCACGAGGGAAGUUACAGAAGUAAAAACUCCAUUAGAACCCACGGAGCAGUAAACCACCGCCAUCUGCUCCAUGAGUGCUGGGCUUCCUGGGGCGUGUGGUAUAAAUACCAGCCUUUGGACCUUGUAAGGCGGUACUUCGGAGAGAAGAUUGGGCUGUAUUUUGCCUGGUUGGGCUGGUACACCGGCAUGCUCUUCCCAGCCGCUUUCAUUGGAUUAUUUGUCUUUUUGUAUGGAGUCAUAACUCUGGAUCACUGCCAAGUCAGUAAAGAAGUCUGCCAAGCUACAGAUAUCAUCAUGUGUCCUGUGUGUGAUAAAUACUGUCCAUUCAUGAGGCUGUCAGACAGCUGCGUUUAUGCCAAGGUAACCCACCUUUUUGACAAUGGAGCCACUGUCUUCUUUGCUGUUUUCAUGGCAGUCUGGGCGACAGUUUUCCUGGAGUUUUGGAAAAGACGGAGAGCAGUAAUUGCUUAUGACUGGGAUUUGAUAGACUGGGAAGAAGAGGAGGAAGAAAUACGGCCCCAGUUUGAAGCCAAGUAUUCCAAGAAAGAGCGGAUGAAUCCCAUUUCGGGAAAACCAGAACCGUAUCAAGCAUUUGCAGAUAAAUGCAGCCGACUUAUUGUUUCUGCAUCUGGAAUAUUCUUUAUGAUCUGCGUGGUGAUCGCCGCCGUGUUUGGGAUCGUCAUUUACAGGGUGGUGACCGUCAGCACUUUCGCUGCCUUCAAGUGGGCGUUAAUCAGGAAUAAUUCUCAGGUUGCAACCACAGGGACUGCCGUGUGCAUCAAUUUCUGCAUCAUCAUGCUGCUGAACGUGCUCUAUGAAAAAGUUGCACUGCUUCUGACAAACUUAGAACAGCCUCGCACUGAGUCCGAGUGGGAGAACAGCUUCACCCUGAAAAUGUUUCUUUUUCAGUUUGUCAAUCUGAACAGCUCCACGUUUUACAUCGCAUUCUUCCUCGGAAGAUUCACAGGACACCCAGGUGCCUACUUGAGGCUGAUAAACAGGUGGAGACUAGAAGAGUGCCACCCUAGUGGAUGCCUUAUUGAUCUCUGUAUGCAAAUGGGUAUUAUAAUGGUGCUAAAGCAGACCUGGAAUAAUUUCAUGGAACUUGGCUACCCGUUAAUUCAGAAUUGGUGGACUAGAAGGAAAGUACGACAAGAGCAUGGACCUGAAAGGAAAAUAAGUUUCCCACAGUGGGAAAAGGACUACAACCUUCAACCGAUGAAUGCCUACGGACUUUUCGACGAAUACUUAGAAAUGAUUCUCCAGUUUGGAUUUACAACUAUCUUUGUGGCAGCUUUUCCCCUAGCACCACUUCUGGCCUUACUGAAUAAUAUAAUUGAAAUUCGACUUGACGCUUAUAAAUUUGUCACACAGUGGAGGCGACCUUUAGCUUCAAGGGCCAAAGACAUAGGAAUUUGGUAUGGAAUUCUUGAAGGCAUUGGAAUUCUCUCUGUUAUUACAAACGCAUUUGUCAUAGCGAUCACAUCUGACUUUAUCCCUCGCUUGGUGUACGCUUAUAAGUAUGGACCUUGUGCAGGCCAAGGGGAAGCUGGGCAAAAGUGCAUGGUUGGCUAUGUGAACGCCAGCUUGUCUGUAUUCCGAAUUUCUGACUUUGAGAACCGAUCUGAGCCUGAGUCUGAUGGCAGUGAGUUCUCGGGGACUCCUCUCAAGUAUUGUAGAUACCGAGACUACCGUGACCCUCCUCAUUCACUGGUGCCCUACGGCUACACACUGCAGUUCUGGCAUGUCUUAGCAGCCCGACUGGCUUUUAUCAUUGUGUUCGAGCACCUCGUGUUUUGUAUAAAACACCUCAUUUCAUAUCUGAUCCCGGACCUCCCAAAAGAUCUAAGGGAUCGAAUGAGAAGAGAGAAGUACUUGAUUCAGGAGAUGAUGUAUGAAGCAGAACUGGAGCGUCUUCAGAAGGAACGAAAAGAGAGGAAGAAAAAUGGAAAAGCACACCACAACGAGUGGCCGUGACCAGGUAACAGUUCCUUUGCAGGCCAAGGACCUGAAUUCUGUUUACUUCUCCCAGCUGUGCAAAAGCACAUUCCAGUGAAUGACUAAAAUGCAACCGCAGUGCAUGUCGCCGAGGUCGGCAGUGGCAGGGGGGUCAGCACUCUUAAAGGACUGCCUGGGAAACCAUGCUGCUGUGAAAUCACAUUGCAGCCCAGCACACAAAUGCUAUCCAUCCAUAGACCAUUCUUGACCAAGCAAGCAUGCACAUCAUGGGCAGUUACAUUCUCAAGUUUUUAAAACCAAGGGGAACUUGUAUACUGGGCCUGUUUUUCAGCCUGUUUGCUACCUUUUUUGCAUUCUAUCCCAUGUGAAUUUUACAGACACUGGGCUGAAAAGGGUAUUUGGACACCUGGACACACAUUCCUAGAAUGUCACAUGGUCCUAAUUCCGUGUCACCAAACAACACAAACAAGACCCUGUUUACAACUUUUUCUUUCUUUUUUUUAAUUUCAGAUCUUUCUGAGGAGAUUAUAUAUGACAUAUCUAUAGCUAUGUGUAUGGCCAUAGAUGUAUUUCUGUGUGUACAUAUGUAUAGUCAUGUAUUCUUACAUAUGUACAUACAAAUACAGAGAUAUAUAAAAGUACAUAGAACUUCCGUACUUGUAAAUAGCCAAAAGGUACUGACAUGAAUGAUGAAUUUUCACAUUUAAAUAGUCAUCAACAUGAAGCCAUGUUUAAUGCUUGUAUAAUGUGAUGCAAUAAAAUUCAAAAUAAAUUUAUGCACAUGGAAUAUUUUUAGCCGGGUCUUCUGAAAUUCUGUUGUAGUUUCUUCUCACAGAAUACGAGGAAUCAUAGAGUGGGGGUCUUUAAAGAAAGUCUGUCACUCCCAAACACUCCUGAGAAAUCACUUCAUCCUUCAGAGAGACUACAUUUUCCUUCCUAACCUACCUUUUCCAUAUGGCUUCCAUUCUACCUUCUUAGAGAGGGUGCCGAGCCAACUCAUGAGAAAUCACUCAGAAGAGUUUGGAAAAUGCCACUGAUGCCCUUUGUUGAGGAAAUGUGAACUAUAACCAAUGAUAUAUAUGAUGCUUUUGAUUACCCUGCCUGCUAGUAUGCUCUGCUGAUCCCAGCAAAGGGACUGUCUGUCUGGAUGGGGGAAGCGGGGGCUGGUGGGGGAGUUUCCUUCUAAGCAAUGCCUGUUGUUGUAAUUACUCUUCUUCCAGAGAUUGCAGAACCCGACUUUGAAUUAUGUUAUCAGCUGGCCUGUGCCAGUCAGGGAAAUGGGAAUGCUCCCAUUACCGCAUCCAUCAACACUGUCUCAUGCUGGCUGCGGAUUCCCAAGAACCUUAAAUGUUUCCUUAGAUGGGAACAGUUGGUCAGAGUGGCUUUGGGCAGGCUAGAACUUCAGCCAUUUCGUAGUUUCUUUCUAGGACUCCUUCUGACCUGAUGUUCCUAGGAAUGAAAUGCAGUUAACCCUUGAACACCACAGGUUUAAACUAGGAGGGUCCAUUUAUAAACAGAUUUUUUUUCAAUAAAUACGUAAUACAGUACUACAGGACCUAUGAUUGGUUGAAUCCAUGAACCGUGGAUAUGGACGGCCAACUGUAAAGUUAUAUGCAGAUUUCUGACUGCACGGAGAUUGGCACCCAUAACCUCUGCACUAUUCAAAGGUCAACUGUACUAACCCUAGCAGAGCCUAAACUAAGGAGAUGUAUUUUAUGGGAACUGAAGACAAGUGGCCAUUGGCAGAGUUUUCUUUUCAAUCAUGGCUAAGAAGUCUGUGAAAUAUUUCACAUCAGCCCUGGGGAAAGGAAUUUCCAAGGAAAGUCUCAAAAGAUGAAAUACAAAGAGAUGCUCCAGACAGACAAAUUGCUCUACUGACCCAGUAUUGUGACUUUUGCUUGUUAUGCCUGAAGCUCUACUUCUAAGCAUCAUGAACCAAUAGAUCUUUGGAUUUAAUACAUCCAUAGCUUCUCUCCUACUCCUUGGAGCAGGAAGAGUGGCAGACGCAGGGGGAAGGAAUGUGAACCCUCCUUGGGUUUGUAAUGGGCCAUGAACAUUCAGAACUAGGUAGAGGACCACCCAACGCACUGGUCAGGAUAAGGAAGUAAACAUUUGUUAAGUAUCGCUUUCUACCUGGUCUGAGUAUAGACUGAACCUAAGACUCUGGCCGGAAAUAUCUUUUGCCCAUGGAAUUCUGCCUUUGCUAUUGCAAGUGCCUCUGGCAAUCACAAUCCCUGAUGCAUUUCUAGCAUAUAAUUCUUCUCUUUCCUCCCUUCCUCUCUGCCUCCCUUCAUUUCUUUCUACCAGCACAGUGAAUACACUCAUUCAUCUUCCCUGUUUUGGGUACAAGGAACACAUAGUGAAUAUCUUAAGAUGUGUUUAGGUUUGUAGAAGAGAAAGGCAAAGAAGGUUGUAAAGGGUAAUUUCUGAGGGGCUUUGUAAGAAAUCAAGUGUUGGGAGUGACAUCACCAAAAUAGUGACAUAGUUACUUUCUGACUUCCCUCCCUGUCCCAAGAAGAAAACUAACAGCUAUUCAUGGAUAAGACACACUAAGAAAAUCCUAGAACAUGGCGGUGAGGCUGAAGCACCUCCCCCGC